AUGGAGGGUUUCAGGAGGAAGCUGGGCCUGCUGCUGUCUCACCUCUGGCCCACAGACAGUGUGUACCUGCAGGGGCGUGUCUUGCUGUGUGUUGGCCUGCUGCUCACAGAGAGACUCAUCAACGUGCUGGUCCCCAUUUACUCCAAGAACAUUGUCAACGAGUUGUCUACGGGAGCUGGUUGGACAUCGCUGGUCUCCACCGUGUGUCUCUACACGCUCCUCAAGUUCCUCCAGGGAGGAGGGGCAGGUACAUCAGGUUUUGUCAGUGAUGUGCGUCACUUCCUGUGGAUCAAGGUGCAGCAGCACACCAGCAGGCUGGUUCAGGUGCGUUUGUUUUCUCACCUGCAUGGUCUGUCUCUUCACUGGCACCUGGACAGACGCACCGGUGAGGUCCUGAGGAGCGUCGAGCGAGGAACCUCCUCCAUCAACAACCUGCUGAGUUACAUCCUGUUCAGUGUGGUUCCUACCAUAUGUGACAUCAUCAUUGCCAUCAUCUAUUUUGUGUCGUACUUCAGUUCCUGGUUCGGACUCAUUGUUCUCACUUGCAUGGCCCUCUACCUCACCUCCACCGUCCUCAUCACAGAGUGGAGGGUGAAGUACCGCAGAGAGAUGAACACAGAGGAGAACAACACCAAGUCCCGAGCCAUCGACUCUCUGCUCAACUUCGAGACGGUGAAAUAUUACAAUGCUGAGGACUACGAGACACGCUGCUUUGAGGAGGCCAUUCUAAAAUAUCAGGUGAGUGAGUGGAGAAGCAGUGCCUCUCUGGUUUUGUUAAACCAGACUCAGAACAUCAUCAUUGGAUCAGGACUGCUGGCUGGCUCUCUGCUCUGUGCUCACCUGGUCGCUGACGGACAUUUCCAGGUUGGUGACUAUGUUCUGUUUGGGACCUACAUCAUCCAGCUGUACACUCCUCUGAACUGGUUUGGCACCUACUACAGGUUGAUCCAGAGUUCAUUUGUGGACAUGGAGAACAUGUUGAGUCUGCUGACAGAAGACAGAGAGGUCCAGGAUUGUGCAGAAGCAAGGGAUCUGGUUUUUGCAUCAGGCCGGGUGGAGUUUGACCGGGUCAGUUUCAGCUUCGUCCCCGGGACGGAGGUGUUAAAGGAGCUGUCGUUCACUGUGGAGCCGGGUCAGACGGUGGCGUUGGUGGGUCAGUCUGGGUCAGGGAAGAGUACAAUUCUGCGUUUGUUGUUCCGACUUUACGACCCUCAGAAGGGCUGCAUCUGUAUUGACCAGCAGGACAUCUCCAAGGUGUGUCAGUCAUCUUUGCGGUCAGUUAUCGGCGUGGUUCCUCAGGAUACGGUUCUCUUUAAUGACACCGUUGCCAACAACAUCCGCUACGGCCGUGUAACUGCCAGCAACCAGGAAGUGCAAAUGGCCGCCAGAGCUGCUGACAUACAUGCCCGAAUACUGGAACUACCUCAAGGUUAUGACACAGAGGUGGGCGAGCGAGGUCUGAAGCUCAGCGGGGGAGAGAAACAGAGAGUGGCCAUCGCUCGGACCAUCCUCAAAGAGCCGCGCAUCAUUCUGCUGGAUGAGGCCACCUCAUCGCUGGACAGCCAGACUGAGAGGAACAUCCAGACCUCGCUGGCCACAGUCUGGAACAACAGGACCACCAUAGUGGUAGCACACAGGUUGUCGUCUAUCGUGGGAGCAGAUCAGAUCCUGGUGCUUCAUGAUGGACACAUUGCUGAGAAAGGAAGGCACGAGGAGCUUCUGAUCCAGGAAGGUCUCUAUGCUGCCAUGUGGCAGAAGCAGCAAGAGAAGCUGGAGAGCCACAAAGACAGACACAUAGACUGACUGACUGACAGACAGACAGACACUGAAUGACUGGCAGACAGACAGACAAGACAGGCAGGCAGGCAGGCAGACUAACUGACUGACAGACAGACAUGACAGACAGACAGAUGACAGACAGACACCAAAUGACUGACAGACAGACAGACUGACUGACUGACAGACAGGCAGGCAAGAGACAGACAGAGAGGUGUGUGUUCUCUACAGACAUGAUGGACGGAGGUGUGACAGACAUCAACUCGUUGGACACUUGGACAGUCUGUGA
This is a messenger RNA of Lampris incognitus (smalleye Pacific opah), 2065 nucleotides long. RefSeq names its product ATP-binding cassette, sub-family B (MDR/TAP), member 6b (gene abcb6b). The record is from RefSeq and is a predicted model, not a curated record. Bases 1 to 1803 code for a protein of 600 amino acids. Gene Ontology annotation, cellular component: membrane. NCBI's taxonomy places the organism in Eukaryota, Metazoa, Chordata, Actinopteri, Lampriformes, Lampridae. Gene Ontology annotation, molecular function: ATP hydrolysis activity; ABC-type heme transporter activity; ATP binding. The transcript is spliced from 19 exons. Gene Ontology annotation, biological process: heme transport; transmembrane transport.